AGCAGCUUAUAAGGCAGCAGGAUCUGCUCUGAGAAGAGCAUUUAGCACUCUACACCAUGAAGGGGACUCUGCUGCUGCUGGCCUUGCUGGUGACUGGAGAGCUGGGCUUCCAGACAACGGAAGCCUGCCUUCCUUUCUAUGAAGCUUUUGGUUCAGUGGUCGUUGGAAGCAAGACAUUAUUGAACAUCAUCCUUAGCAAGUUUAACCCUACUUCCGGGGAAAGGGAGGCUUUAGAAAAAAUCCAAGAAUGCUACAAUGAGGGAGGAUUGGAGGCCAAAGUCUUGGAUACUACGGUUGUGCAAACCAUCACCUUGAGCCCGGAAUGCAGGCAACACUUUACUGAAGACACGCUACAAAAAAUUAAAGCCCUACUCUCCCAAAUUACACGCCUUUUAUAUUGAUCGCUGAUGCCAGUGCCGUCUUGGAGCCCUGUCCUCCCUCCCUCCUGAAGUUGGAAUCCAGACACCUGUCCCCUCC
Molecule: messenger RNA, 477 nt
Organism: Phodopus roborovskii (desert hamster)
Lineage: Eukaryota; Metazoa; Chordata; Mammalia; Rodentia; Cricetidae
Product: androgen-binding protein homolog
Exons: 3
Coding region: 57-401 (114 amino acids)
Source: RefSeq, a predicted model, not a curated record